This is a messenger RNA of Helicoverpa zea (corn earworm), 2873 nucleotides long. RefSeq names its product cylicin-1-like. Lineage: Eukaryota; Metazoa; Arthropoda; Insecta; Lepidoptera; Noctuidae. The transcript has 5 exons. The coding region runs from base 1 to 2856 and encodes 951 amino acids. The record is from RefSeq and is a predicted model, not a curated record.
AUGAAUGUGGGAGGAUGGCGAAGCAGAGCCCACAUCUUACAACGCAUAUCAGCAGUCCCGCCCAGCACCACGCCUCUUCCCCGUGAGAAGGAUGCCAUCAGGACAUCUAAAACUGCAGAAAUUAUCAACUUUGUCAACAGCAUGUACAAUGGAGACUCUUUAGCGUUCCUACCGAGAGGGGAUGACCUGUUACGAAAGAGAAAAGAUAAGAGUGAGCGCCGACAUUUCGCGAAGAGUCUACAGCACCUCUUAGGCGAUGCAUACAAUUUCCCUCACCCGGACAAAAGACAUGAUUACGAAGGUGACGGCUAUCAGCAACUGGCUUCAAAUGUCAGAUACCAUGUCAUAGACAAUCCAGAAGUUUUAGAAGAAUACUUUAGAAAGCAGAAGAGGAAAGCAGAAAGAAAGAAGAGAAUGAAAAAGCCCAUAUAUGACGCCUCAAUCUCCCUAGAUUAUUUUGAAUUCAAUUCUUUGGAAAAAAAGCACAAAAAGAAAUCAAAAAGGCGAUUCGAAGAAUUUGGUGAUCUUGAGAAUCUAGAACCAGUAAUCGAGUCAAUAGAAAAUACCAAGAAUCCAACCGACAUGAUAGACCAACUCAUACCCAAAUCUGACCAAGAGGGAACCUUUCAACCAAGCUUCCCUGAUGAGGAAGAAGAAGAAGAAACAACAGCCGCAGAUGAUAUAGACUUGAAGAUCAGAGAAAUAGAGAAGGAAGAAGGACAGAAAGAAGAUAAUACAGAGCAUGAUGACACACAUAAUGAACCACUGGCAUUAGGUAAAAGUACUGAGAAUGAGCCGAAUAAAGAAGAAUAUCCUCGCCCACAAAAGCAGCAAGAAAAAGAUGAUAACGUUAACGAAGAAGUAAAACAAUCAAAUGAAGAUAGAGGAAAAAGUGAGAGAGAAAAGAGUCCAUUAAGAGAAGAUAAGGAAGAGAAUAGUUACAGAGAUGAUUAUAAAAUAAAGAAAGGGAGUUACGAAGAGAGAACUACACCGGUAGAUAAGAAAGAAGAGUCGUGGACUAAGAGAGAGGAAUAUAAUAAUAAUAACGGGGAAUCUAAAGAAAGUAGACCAAGUAAACCUGAACAUAAAAGCGUUGAAAGGUACCACGAAGGUAGUGGAGGAGGAAAUUUUAAUUCCGGGAAUAAGAACCCAAGGGAAGACGACAAGAGUCAAAUAGAAGAUCAAAAGGUGGACGAAAGUGAGAAGAAGUAUAGACAGUGGGAAGAGAGUGCAGAAAAAAAUAAGAAAAUAGCAGAGAAAGACGUGGAAGAUAAAAAACUGGAGGAUGAGCCACCUGUAAAGAAAAUUGAUAAAAGUAAAGAAGGGGAUGAUAAGGGGAUAGGACAACGGGGCAAGAACGGAGGAGGGGAUUAUACUGGUGCAGGGGACCGGGGAAAAAACGAGGCAGGGGAUGACUGGCAUAGAGAAAGUCCAUACAAAGAUGAGAAACAGACUACGAAAGAAAAGAUAACAACAAAAGAAAAUGAGUGGGAUUUGAGAGAUAAGAAGAAGAAGAAAAACCAAUAUCACAGUGAGCACGAUUCGUACAAAAACAAGAGAAAUGACUAUGAUGACGAUAGAAAGAGGAAACGACCAGAAUGGGAUACAAAAAAUAUAGAUGCAGAUGAAUUUACAAAGAAACAAGAUAAGAAUGAUGAUGAACGCGGUAAAAAAGAUGAAGGCAAAACUGACAAUCAAAGAGACCACAGAGACAGCGAUUGGGGAAACAAAAAAGAUGACCGUGAAACUAAAAAAGAUAGUCGCUGGGAUAAUCAAGAUGAUUGGAAUAAAAAAGAUAACCAACGCGACAAAAAAAAUAGCGACAGAAACAUAAAAGACAAUGACUGGGACAAACCAAAUAGUAGAAAUAAAAAAGAAGACGAAUGGAAUAAAAAAGACAAUAGAAACCAAAAAGAUGACGACUGGAACAGAAAAGAUAAAGAUAUGAAUAAAAGAAACGAUGAUAGAAAUAUAGAUUAUGACAGACCUAAAAAGAAUAACCGUGAUGACGGCUGGGAUAGAAAAGAAAACCAAUGGGAUAAAAAAGAUUCGAACAGGAAUAAAAAUAAUGAUUGGGGUAAGAAGGAUGAUGAUUGGGAUAAACCGAAUAACCGUAAUAAGAAGGAUGAUUGGGAUAAACCUAAUAACCGUAAUAAAAAAGAUAAUUGGGAUAAGCCAGAUAACCGUAAUAAGAAGGAUGAUGAUUGGGAUAAGCCAGAAAACCGUAAUAAGAAAGAUAAUUGGGAUAAACCGGAUAAUCGUAACAACAAGGAUGAUUGGGAUAAACCGGAUACUCGAAAUAAAAAGGAUGACUGGGACAAACCGAAUACUCGAAAUAAAAAGGAUGACUGGGAUAAACCGAAUACUCGAAAUAAAAAGGAUGACUGGGAUAAUCCGAAUACUCGAAAUAAAAAGGACGAUUGGGAUAAACCGGAUAACAGUAAUAAAAAGGACAAUUUUAACAAAAAAGAUGACUGGAACACGCCAGACAAAAAAACAGACAAAAGAGAUGAUAACAAGAAACCAGUACAAAAAAAUGAUUGGGACAAAGUAGGUGCUCUAUCACCGAAACCGGAUUGGGGUCAAUAUGAUAUGUCGAAAAAAAAUCUAAAGACAGACAGUUCGGAGAAAAAAACUAAGAAAAAUGAUGACUAUAACACAGAUUACGGAAAACCGAAGAAAAAGAAAUCUAGUUGGGAUAAUUAUGUUCCUAAAAAUGAUGAUUAUUAUCAGCCGAAGAAGAAACAUCAUGACAUAUACGACGAAAGACCGAGGAAUAAUCCACCAGCGAACUUUGGCGCGUUUGGUAGAACGCCGAUACCAUUUGCGGGAAAAAAGAGAAUAUAUGCCGAUUAAUAAAUGUUUUGGUAGUA